Messenger RNA from Paralichthys olivaceus (Japanese flounder), 3911 nucleotides. It is a transcript of the gene fbxl5, whose product is annotated as F-box and leucine-rich repeat protein 5. NCBI's taxonomy places the organism in Eukaryota, Metazoa, Chordata, Actinopteri, Pleuronectiformes, Paralichthyidae. Gene Ontology annotation, cellular component: SCF ubiquitin ligase complex. Gene Ontology annotation, biological process: intracellular iron ion homeostasis; SCF-dependent proteasomal ubiquitin-dependent protein catabolic process. The record is from RefSeq and is a predicted model, not a curated record. Gene Ontology annotation, molecular function: protein binding.
GCUCAUAACUGGUCGAGCCCACGUUUACGGAUCAGCGGUCACGUGGGCGGCUCGCACACGCCUCCUUGUUGACUGUGUCUGGGACUGUGUGGAUGACGCACUGAGGCUCAGCGCGAAGAUGGCUCCCUUCCCGGACGAGGUGGAUGUUUUCACUGGCCCACACUGGCGAAUGAAGCAGCUGGUGGGCUUAUACUGCGAAAAGCUGUCAAAGACCAACUUCUCCAACAACAAUGAUUUCCGCUCAUUUCUCCAGUCACUCUGCGCCACCUUCAAGGAGUUCAAGAUGCAUGAACAAAUUGAGAAUGAGUACAUUAUCAGCCUGUUGCAACAACGCUGCUGCACUGUGUACAAUGUGCACGCUGACAACAAACUCUCAGAGAUGUUGACCCUCUUUGAAAAGGGACUGCACAGUGUUAAGAGUGAAUAUGAGCAGCUUAACUAUGUCCAGCAGCUGAAGGAGAGACUAGAAGCUUUCACACAGGACUUUCUGCCCCACAUGAAGGAAGAAGAAGAGGUGUUUCAGCCUAUGCUUAUGGAAUACUUCACCUAUGAGGAGCUCAAAGACAUCAAGAAGCAGGUGAUAGCACAACACUGCAGCCAACAUCCAUGGGACUGUGCCGCUGAGGUACUGAAGGGCUUCACUUUGUGGAGCCAGGCAGAGGAGCUGCAUAAGGCCUUUAAAUAUGCGGAUCAUGAGAAGACGGAUUACGAGCUGGAAAAGAAAAAGGAUUCAUCAACCCACAUCUCCCAGCUCCCUACAGAAAUUAUGCUGAGGCUGUUCCAUUAUUUGGGUCCUCAAGAUCUGUGUCGCUGUAGUCAAGUGAGCAGCUCCUGGUCAGAGCUCGCUAAGACCGGCUCUCUGUGGAGGCACCUCUACCCUGUGCACUGGGCCAGAGGUGAUUAUUAUAAUGGUCCACCAGGGGAUCUGGACCAGGAGCCCAAUGACGUGUGGGUGAAGAGCCGGAAGAAUGAGGGUCGGGCUUAUCAGGAAUGGGAUGAGGAUGCUGAUGUUGAUGAGUCUGAUGUGUCGGACCACACAGUAGGCUCUCUGGCAAUUAGCACUGCUCGGCGGGAGAAGAAGCUUCUGAAUGGGAUUAUCCAGAAUCUACUGCCAGCUGUGGGCCCAUCUGUCAAGUCUAUUGUUCUGGCAUACAGUUCUACAGUCUCGAGUAAAAUGGUGCGUCAAAUCCUCAGUCUUUGCCCCAAUAUUACUCAUCUGGAUCUGACUCAGACUGAUGUUACAGAUUUCGCAUUUGACAGCUGGUCAUCUGUUGGAGCUUGUCUCUCUCUGGAGCACCUGGAUUUGUCGGGAUGUGAGAAGAUCACAGAUCACACCCUGAAGAAAUUGUCUUUUGGGCUUGGCGACCUCACGUCUUCAACCUGCUUUGACAAGCGUGUAGACCGACGAGCCAAGCUCCUUAAAAGCUCCACAGUACCCAUCACACUCAUGGAUGAGAGAAACCUUCAUCCAGUGGGACGGAAGCGACAGGCCAUCCUUUUCAAGCAGGGGACUGGACGUUGGGGGACUGCCCGCAGGCCCGCACAGGUUUGGGUACUGGACUCCUCAGACCUUGCUGAUAUUGAAGACGCUGCAGAAUGGAGCGGUCGUGGUGGAAUGUCUCUUCCUGAUGCAGGAAGCUUCGUUGAGACGCAGCUUUUGGGAACCUCGUGCUCCUGCAAGAAGGGCAGGGGGCGCGGGCAAAGGACAAAUGCCUCCUAUUUACAUCAGCAAUAUUCCAUGUCACGGGAAAUGUUCUGUGGUCACUCCACCUGCUGCACUAAUGACAUGGCCCUCAGAACCUUUAUUGGGCCCAAGUGCGAGUCAGGGACCACCAGAAACAUCACUGCAGAAUUUCGGACUAAGUGCUCCUCAUUUGAGGGCCUGCAGUGUCUGGAGCCCGAAAACAGGACUGACCAGUCAGAGACAAAACGCUCACUGAGAUUCCUCAGUCUCUCUGGAUGUUACCAAGUCACUGAUUUGGGUUUGAGGGCUCUGUCUCAGCGUGGAGGGCUUCCUGUUCUGGAGCAUCUCAACUUGUCCGGCUGCCUCUUCAUCACUGAGGUGGGGCUGCAGGAGCUGGUGUCAGCCUGUCCUUCCCUCAAUGAUGAACACUUCUAUUACUGCGACAAUAUUAACGGUCCACAUGCAGACACCGCCAGCGGCUGCCAGAACCUACAGUGUGGCUUCAGAGCCUGCUGUCGCUCUGGAGAGUGAUCCUGCCUAGCUAUGCUCUCCUCAAAUGUCAACAUCUCCUUUUUAUUGCACUUUAUCCUGGGAAAAGCAUUUGCUGUAUUUUGUGUCACAAAAUGUUUUGGAAUUCGAAACUGUAAUUUUGCUCCUGUUUUCCCCCAUUUCCAUCUAUAUUAAAUGGAAACAGUCCUUUGGAAAAGGAAAAUUAUGAUACAGGAUUUUAGGCAUCUGCAAAUGUACAUCCUGUUUUGUUUUUUUGGUUUUGAAAAGUAAAAAGUAUAGAAACAAACACCAAGUAGUUAGUGUUUUCUGUAUUUAAGUUUUUUUUUCUCACAAAAUGAUUUGGAUUCAUGCUUCCGUCUCCCACAGUUCAAAGUUGUCAUGUUGGUCUACACAGAGAAGGCAGAACAUUAUCUUCACAGAUUAAGCAAACACUAACAAACGCUGAUUAUCUUGUACCAAUGGCACACAUAUGAUGUAUUAGUACAAUAUAGUCAGUUUUCAUACUCUGGCUGCGUUCGAUGAGUUGUAUUCACCAUGCAGUGGAUUCAGACAAUACAAGGCAGCACAGUUCUGUCUGAUGGUCAACAUUCAGAGUCAAAGGGUCAGUGUUUAACAUUUAGGUAAAAUGGAUCUAUUGGCAGAAAUUGAAUAUAAAAUAAUCACAGUGAUGUUUUCACUAAUGUGUGAUCAUCUAAAUUUUAAGAAUUGCUUCCUUUACCCUAGAAUGGGCCCCUUGUAUUUAAAUACUUUAUAUUGACAUGGGGAGCAGGUCCUCUGUAGGGAGUUCCACCAUGGUUUUUACAGUAGCCCAGACUAGACAAACUAAACAUCUUUUGAGUUUUAACAACUGACUGUACCACAGCUUCUCUUUCAUGUUUUCUUUUUGUUUGUUUUUUUGGGAGGGGGGUAUUCAGCUGCAACAUGCAACUUCACCACUAGAUGUCACUGAAUUCUACAAACAACCUUUGAGGUUUUAGAAAAUGACAUGAAGGCAAGUCUAAAAACAAUAGGUUUUGGGCCGGGCUAAUCAAAAUGUCUGUGACACAACAAAAGGUGAAUACAACUUAAGAAGUCCUAGACAGGCUAAUUUACAAAGCAAUGUGCUCCAAUCUGCCUAUGAUACAUUUGGUCAAGCCCCCUGCUAAUGUGAUAUCUCUACUUGGGAAUUUGGGUAAAUUGAAUUUACAUGUAAGCUUAUUCAAAAGCCAUCUUCCUGGGAAGGUGGAUUCUGAGCUUUAUAUAGUAUUAAUUAAUGUAAAAUGUUUCAUGUUACAGCUGAAUCACCUCCCCUUCCAAAAUGAAAGCGAACCUGUGGAAACCUUCAGUUGUCAGGGAAUCUCAAAAGGUGUUUUAAUGGAAAAUUAUCAGUAUACUAUUAUAUUAGUUUUGCUUGUAUAAAUGCCAAGAUGACCUUUAACGACUUGCCUCACAACAGAUUUAAUAGGUUUCAGUCUCCGAAAGAUCCUUGACGUCAGAGCCACAAAUCUGAAGCUCACUGUGCUCAUCUCCACAAAGACCUUGACCUGUUUUGUUAUUUCCUGAGACUUCACACUUCACCUCUUCUCCUCAUAGACUGCAUUUAAAGAUCUUCUCACGCUCAGCUUACUAAAUCUACAUAAAAGAGCACACCUGUGAAUGUUCCCUCGUCUUUCACAUCUUCACAUGUCCGCAUGCUGUAAGAUCUGUCCGACCUUCUUUGCCAAAGAAUAAACGUGCA